GCUCGGCGUCUCCUUGAGAGCUGGAAUGCGUGCCGCUUUCCCUGCGAGUUAUUAAGCAGCAAGAGGUUCAGAAGGGCAAAGCUGAAGGAUGCCGUCUGAGGUGUGCCUCAGCAUUCAAGAUAUGCUGACUGGUCAGAGACUUUGCCAGUCCAACUCCCAUAAUGAUGCUGUCUUGGCUGCUCUGAACCAACAAAGAAGCGACGGGACACUUUGUGAUAUAACUCUCAUUGCAGAAGAACAGAAAUUCCAUGCCCACAAGGCAGUCUUAGCAGCCUGCAGUGACUACUUCAGAGCAAUGUUCAGCCUUUGUAUGGUUGAAAGUGGAGCAGAUGAGGUGAAUUUACAUGGCAUCACAAGCAUAGGUUUAAAGCAAGCUCUGGACUUCGCAUAUACUGGACAGGUUCUUUUGGAGCCAGGAGUGAUCCAGGAUGUGCUUGCUGCAGGGAGUCACCUGCAGCUGUUGGAGAUGCUUAGUUUAUGUUCUCAUUAUCUUAUCCAGGAGUUAAAUAGCUUUAAUUAUUUGGACCUCUAUAAGCUUGCUGACCUCUUUAACCUCACUCUGCUGGAGAAAGCAGUGGUCGACUUUUUAGUGAAGCACCUCUCUGAGCUACAGAAUAGCCACCCGGAAGAAGUCCUGGCGCUACCGUACUGCCUCAUCCGAGAAGUCUUGAAGAGUGACCGACUCACAUCGCUCAGUGAAGAACAAAUCUGGCAGCUAGCUGUGAGGUGGUUAGAACACAACUGCCGAUAUCAAUACAUGGAUGAACUUCUGCAGUAUGUUCGGUUUGGACUUAUGGAUGUGGAUACAUUGCAUACAGUAGCCCUCUCUCACCCUCUUGUCCAAGCUAGUGAAACUGCAACAGCACUUAUCAACGAGGCCUUGGUAUAUCACCAGAGCAUCUAUGCACAACCAAUUUGGCAGACCAGAAGGACAAAACCUCGCUUCCAGUCAGACACUCUUUACAUCAUUGGUGGGAAAAAAAGGGAGAUUUGCAGAGUUAAAGAGCUGCGAUACUUCAAUCCUGUAGACCAGGAGAAUGUUCACAUUGCGGGGAUUGCAAACUGGAGCGAACUGGCUCCCAUGCCGGUUGGAAGAAGCCACCACUGUGUUGCUGUAAUGGGAGAUUUCCUCUUUGUUGCAGGAGGCGAGGUUGAGCAUGCUACUGGUCGCACUUGUGCAGUACGGACCGCUUGUAGAUAUGACCCUCGUAAUAAUUCUUGGGCUGAAAUAGCUCCAAUGAAGAAUUGUCGUGAACAUUUUGUGCUGGGAGCUGUGGAUGAAUACCUCUAUGCAGUAGGAGGCAGAAAUGAGCUGCGUCAAGUUUUGCCAACAGUUGAGCGAUACUGCCCCAAGAAGAACAAAUGGACUUUUGUCCAGUCUUUUGACAGAUCCCUCUCCUGUCAUGCAGGAUAUGUUGUGGAUGGUCUUCUUUGGAUAUCAGGAGGAGUAACGAAUACAGCACAAUAUCAAAACAGGCUAAUGGUGUAUGAUCCUGCCCAAAAUAAAUGGCUUAGUCGCAGCCCCAUGUUGCAAAGGAGAGUCUACCAUUCCAUGGCUGCUGUUCAAAGGAAGCUAUAUGUUUUAGGGGGCAAUGACCUGGAUUAUAAUAACGACAGGAUUCUCGUCCGCCACAUAGACUCCUACAAUAUAGACACUGACCAAUGGACACGCUGCAGCUUCAGUAUGUUGACAGGCCAAAAUGAAUCUGGAGUUGCUGUCCACAAUGGCAGGAUAUAUUUAGUUGGUGGCUACUCAAUUUGGACAAAUGAACCCUCAGCCUGUAUCCAGGUGCUGGAUGCUAGUCGGGAAGGCAAAGAAGAAGUCUUCUAUGGGCCCACCUUGCCUUUUGCUUCUAAUGGAAUAGCGGCCUGCUUUCUCCCUGCUCCCUACUCCACGUGCCCAAACUUGCAGCCUUUGCAAGUGCCUCACCACAAGAUAGGCGCUAUGUGAGAAGGGAAGCAGGACUGACAAGCUGCCUCAUUCAUCCUGACUUCAUCUUUGAAUCAACCAAAAUGAAGAGUCAUUGAAAUUGU
Elgaria multicarinata webbii is the source of this 2034-nucleotide messenger RNA. It is a transcript of the gene KLHL32, whose product is annotated as kelch like family member 32. The coding region runs from base 89 to 1951 and encodes 620 amino acids. The record is from RefSeq and is a predicted model, not a curated record. Lineage: Eukaryota; Metazoa; Chordata; Lepidosauria; Squamata; Anguidae. The transcript is spliced from 11 exons. Gene Ontology annotation, molecular function: protein binding.